Parathielavia appendiculata is the source of this 1686-nucleotide messenger RNA. RefSeq lists its product as uncharacterized. The transcript has a single exon. Bases 1 to 1686 code for a protein of 561 amino acids. The record is from RefSeq and is a predicted model, not a curated record. NCBI's taxonomy places the organism in Eukaryota, Fungi, Ascomycota, Sordariomycetes, Sordariales, Chaetomiaceae.
AUGCCACAAACCCAGACUCAGGAGACCAGAGCUCCUGUGCCACACAAGCCCAUUCAGCUCUCGAUGACCUCUCUCCAGAAUUCUGAGAGACUGCAUCAUUCGCAGAUCCGCCGCAUCUGCCAAAUCCACCCGGACAUCGGCAAUCUUUGCAUCAUGUGCGACCAGCCGGCCAACCCCGUCUACCAGUGCAGGGACUGCGAAGCCGCCCAAUAUUGCUCUUGGGGGUGCAAGGUCGACGACGCACAGCACCACGUACUUGUUUGUUCCCAAUGGCCGGGCUUCUCCGAGUCCCCGUCCCAAAGCAUGGCACGCAUGCUCGUCUUCCCAGCCCAGAGCACCACUCCAGUUUUUGCCUGGGCCCAGCUGAAGCACAUCGAAGGCGAAGCCAGCCCUCGACUCAUCAUUGAGCACCCCGAGUUCUCGGUCUUCACCGACCUCCUCUUCCCCAACGGCAUCGACACGUUCCCCCAAGCUGCCCGCAUGGGCUGCAUCAACGAGUGCCGGGCUCUGACAGCCCCCAAGUCUAAACAACAGAACCCCAAACCACGCAACGAGAAGCAUGUCUUUCGCACAUCUCCCCUCGGCCACGGCCUUUUCGUCCUCGAAUGGCUCCCGCCAAACUCAACCAACCUCGGCAUGGACUGGAUAAAUCGCUCGAUCCAGCACACCACCUCCCUCCCCGGCCUCCACAACAUGCAACCAGGCCACACCUGGCUCUGGACCGGCCCCAUCGCCAUUCUGUCUCUGGACGUGUCCCAGACCUACACCACCGCCACCCACACCUUCACCCUCGCCCACGUCACGAUGCGCGACGUGCGCCACGCCCUCGACUUCUUCACCCUGAACCUCCGCAACCCGGCCCUGCCCGCAGUCCCUUCGCCGGGGACGAGCCGGUUCCCUUACCCGAUUGCGCAAGGAAUCAAGGUCAACGAGGUCCACUCCCCCGUCGCCCGCGCGUUGGGAGUAACAGACUUGCUCGAGGAAGUCCACGUCAGCCGGGGCCUGCCGCCGACGAACUUAGCGCUGCAGGGCGUGUCGGUGCUUUGUGCGGCGCUGGGGCUGGCGUGGGUGGUGAGGGCGGUGCUGUGUCAUGGUGAGGAGUUGGAUUGGUCAUAUAGGGGUUUCUAUUCGGACCCUCCCUCGUUCUCUUCCUACCACACCGGUGCUACUAACAGCAAGGAAGCUGGUGAUGGUGAUGAGGAUGCGGAUGUAACCAAGAAAGGGAGCGUCAUCCCCGCCGUCAUCAACGUCGUCUACACGGCAGACAAUCACGAAAGCACAGCCGUCCCAGGCAAGAAAACACUGCCUCGAUCAGGAGACGGCAUCGUCCUCCUCAGCGCCAGCGGCAAACCACUCCUCAAGGAACACUCCCAAGCCCUGCUGCAGUUCAUCCAAGAGUUCCACAUUGAGGCCGACGACAAACGCACGUUCAAAUCAGAAGACUUCAAGCUGUUCUGGGCCAAGUUCAAAACCAAGCAAAAACUCCGGGCCGACGUGCCGUCGCCGUAUGAGGUGCACCCCUUGCUGUGCGAUGUCCGACCGGGUGACACGUUCGCCGUCUGCACAGACGUCUUCAGACUACUCUUGCGACGGACGCCGAACCUAAAGAUGUACGAUGACGGCUCCGUUACUUUUCAGACUCGGACACAGACCAGAUUCAAACGCCGUCUGGGCCGCUUCCGAUGA